AUGUUUGCCUUUCCAUCAGUGUAUCCCAAAUGCCACAGCAAAGAGCGCUCAGCACUGUUGCAAUUCAAGGAAAGCUUUAUUAUUAGCGGAUAUGCUUCCAAAUUCCCUUUUGCUAAUCCCAAGGUCGAGUCUUGGAAGCUCGAAGGAAAUGUUAGUGAUUGCUGCUCAUGGGACGGUGUCAAGUGUGAUGAGGAUACUGGUCAUGUGAUUGGCCUUAACCUCAAUGCUAGUUGUCUCUACGGUUCGAUAGACUCCAACAGUAGUCUUUUCCAACUAGUACACCUUCAAAAGCUCAACCUCGCCAACAAUGACUUCAAUGGUUCUCAAAUACCUUCUGCCUUUGGUAAUCUUUCUGAGCUAACAGCUCUCGAACUCUCGAACUCCUUAUUUUUUGGCAAUAUUCCAUCAGAAAUUUUCAAGUUGUCCAGAUUAACUUACUUUGCCCUGUAUUCCAACUAUAAUCCAUUUUCUGAAAGGUUUUUGAAACUUAAAAGGGCUGACCUGAGAAGCCUAAUGCAAAACUUAACCAACCUAGAAUAUCUCUCGCUUGGUUCUGUAGAUAUGCCAUUCUCGAUACCUAAUAUAAUUGCAAAUUUCUCCUCAUUGAAAGUUCUCACUCUCAUUAAUGGUGGACUGCGUGGACAAUUUCCAGAGACAAUCUUUCAACUUCCAAACCUUCAGUCUCUUCGGGUGGCAUACAAUCCAGAUCUCACCGAUCACUUACCUGCCUCUAUAGGAAACCUCCAUUCCUUGGAAGAUUUGACUAUCGAUUCUUGCAACCUCUCAGGAUUGAUCCCAUUUUCAGUUGGCAAUCUUAGCAGGCUUGGAACGUUGAUCCUUCGAAAUAACUCUUUCAGAGGCCAAAUACCUUCUACGUUUGCAAACCUCACACAGUUGACUCGAUUGUUACUUGACUCGAACAAUUUGAGUGUAGGAACCUUGUCUUGGCUUGAUAGGCUAACCAAACUCCAAUAUUUAGGCCUUGAUCAACCACCAGCUGUUCUUCCAUGGUCUCAUUUGCGUGUUUUAGACCUCAGUUCAAACAUGCUCCAAGGCUCACUUCUAGUUCCUCCAUUCUCUACCAUUCAUUAUUCAGUCUCAAACAAUUCAUUGGCUGGGAAUAUCCCACCAUCAAUUUGCAAAGUUGAUGGUGAGGACCAGUUAAUAUACAUGCAGGCAGAUACAAGUAUCAGCAUAAAUGGUCAAUGGAUGCCACAUUAUUUUGCGUAUUCAAUGACUUUGACAAACAAAGGUUUGGAGAUGGAUUAUGAAAAGAUCUUAGAGAUUUUGAUAUUCAUCGAUCUAUCAUGCAACAAAUUCGAAGGAGAGAUACCAGAGUUCAUUGGGAAUCUAAAGGGGCUUCGUUUGCUCAACCUUUCCGACAACAUUCUCUCUGGUUUCAUCCCACCAUCCAUUGGAAAUCUAGCAAAGCUUGAAGCAUUGGACUUGUCUCAAAACAGGCUUUCUGGGAAGAUCCCACAACAACUUGUGCAGCUCACUUUCCUCGAGUUCUUUAAUGUGUCUCAUAACCAUCUGGCAGGGCCAAUACCAGGAGGAAACCAAUUCAAUACAUUUCAGAACAAUUCAUUUGAUGGAAAUCCAGGACUCUGUGGGGUGCCAUUGUCGAAGAAAUGUGGAAAUCUCAACGCCUUGACUGCUCCGGCUCUGGCUCCAGCUCAUGAACCAUUAAGACUUGACUGGAAAUUUGUUGUGAUUGGGUAUGGAAGUGGAUUUGUCGUUGGAGUGGUUAUGGGACACAUCGUAACCAAAAGAAAACAUGAUUGGUUCAUGAAGUCUUUUUGGAUUAGGCAACAACGAAGGCAACGACGCACAUGGAGGAGACGCGGUAACUGA
This is a messenger RNA of Dovyalis caffra, 1854 nucleotides long. Lineage: Eukaryota; Viridiplantae; Streptophyta; Magnoliopsida; Malpighiales; Salicaceae. The record is from the annotation of a GenBank genome assembly.